AAAAAAAACUUUUCUUCAAACACGCGAUGUGCGUGCCCAAACUGACUAGCUGCUCACGAGGUCAGUUGCAGCGAAAAACAAGAGCUAUAAACCCGGGCACGCUUUGUUGGGGAUGAGGGAAAAGACGUGCAUGCCCCUCGGAGCGCAGCAGACACGCAGGCCGGGAAUGCACCACCAUGCACAGUGUAUUUGUUGGACUACAGCAGAUAUGCAUGCACGAUCGGGACGCAGCAAACAAACACAUCCUGGCGGAGUAUCUGGGGGAGGGGCUCUGGUAUCCCCGGGCCAAGCGUUAUCGAUCGGCCGAGGAACCAGCAUGUCUCGGAAUUCUCCCAGGAGUCAAGAACAAUAACAGCCACCACAGAUUGCCUAGUUUGUCUAUUUUAGCUCUGUUAUUUCUCUCACCUCUGCUAUUUCUGUCCUCCCUGCUAAUGCGCCUCGCUAUAAUCUCCCUCACCUAUCUGCUCCUCGCUGUUGCCGAGUCUCGCGGCGGAUUCCGACGUGGACCAGGAGCACAUGGCCAGGCAUUCCGCUUUUCACCUGACAGCUUUGGCUGCAAGCACUGUGUGUUGGUAGACGAAUAGUGAAUAAACAUGGCUCCUGCAAACAGAUCCUUCCCAUGUGGUUCCAGUUCUCUAGACUGCCUGCGGACUGACGUUAUGCAGUCACGGACAGCACAUCACCAGGUGUUUUCUGUCAGCAGGGCAUUAUGCUAUCUAGCCUGCCUUCCCUGGUAUCACGCAGCCUGGUGGUGACCAAGUGAUGUGGCAGCAAUGAUGCAUGGAGAUACAGAGUGUGAUGCCACCGUGGACAA
Molecule: messenger RNA, 814 nt
Organism: Linderina pennispora
Lineage: Eukaryota; Fungi; Kickxellomycota; Kickxellomycetes; Kickxellales; Kickxellaceae
Exons: 1
Coding region: 177-584 (135 amino acids)
Source: RefSeq, a predicted model, not a curated record